AUGGCGAACCAGAAGAUAAGGCUUGCAACUUCUUCUCCGGGGACACAGGAAACCCUGAAGCAGACGCUCGUGCAGCUCCAUGACAUUGCACGCCGCGCCGCCGCGGAGAAGGCGGACAUUCUCCUGCUCCCAGAAGCUUACCUGGGCGGAUAUCCUCGCGGAUCCAAUUUCGGCUGCAAGAUCGGGGAGCGCACAGAAGAGGGCCGCAAUGAGUACCUUCAGUAUUUCAAAGCUGCGGUUGACCUCGGGGACACCGUCGGCAACGGCGCCGGGGCAGGGGAAGCAUGGGUCCAACGACGACUGGGCGGUGAUUCUGCGGAUGGCAGCACGAAGCGAGGAGAUGGCACCAGAGAGGAGCUUGAACGAAUUGCCAGGGAGACUGGAGUUUUCGUUGUCACAGGACUAAUCGAGAAAGCCGGAGGCAGUCUGUAUUGCGCUGUCGUCUACGUUUGUCCCCAGCUGGGUAUCAUCGGCAAGCGAAGGAAGACGCAACCAACCGGCACCGAACGCCUCAUCUGGGCGCAAGGCUCGCCUGCAACCCUCAAGGCCGUGAGCACAACGAUCAAGGGCGUGCGCAUCAACCUGGCCGCCGCCAUCUGCUGGGAGAGCUACAUGCCGCUGCUGCGGCAGGCCCUAUACCAGCAGAACAUCAACCUGUACCUGGCGCCGACGGCGGACGGCCGCGACGCCUGGCUGAGCACAAUGCGCACCAUCGCGCUCGAGGGUCGCUGCUUCGUUGUCAGCUCCAACAUGUGCGUCCGCAAGAGCUCGCGCCCUGCGGCCCAGACGCAACAGCAGCAGCCAGCCCAGUCGCCCACCGCGGCACUGGACAUGGAACCCGACGGCGAGCCCCUGAACGGGAUCCCCGAGUCCCACCCCCGCGGCGGCGGACGACGCAACUCGUGCUUCACGGAGGAGGGCUUUGAGAUCGCGCUGCCGAGCCCCGGUGGCGUCGGCCACGGCCACCCGGCGGGCCACACCAAGAUGGAGCGGCGGCGCUCUGUUUUCGAUGAGGACGGGCACGAGAUCGUGCUGUGCGGGGACACGUCGGCCGUCAUCGAGGAGGAGAGCGGCAGCGGCAACAACAGCGCCCAGAGAAACGGGACGGCCGCGCCGCGUCAGAAGCAGCAGGCGUCCUCCAAGACCAACGGCGUUCGUCGCCCAGGGGCCGCGGACGAGUUUAUCUCGCGCGGCGGUUCUGCCGUGGUGUCGCCGUUUGGCGACGUGCUCGCCGGGCCGCAGUGGGAGGACGAGCAGGGCAUCAUCUACGCCGACGUCGAUUUCGAAGAUUGCGUCCGGGGCCGUCUGGAUCUGGACCUCGGAGGAAGUUACUCUAGGAAUGACUCGUUCAAGUUUGAGGUUGAAGGUCUGGAGAUGGAUCCGUUACCGUACUAUUGA
Molecule: messenger RNA, 1398 nt
Organism: Neoarthrinium moseri
Lineage: Eukaryota; Fungi; Ascomycota; Sordariomycetes; Amphisphaeriales; Apiosporaceae
Exons: 2
Coding region: 1-1398 (465 amino acids)
Molecular function (GO): catalytic activity
Source: RefSeq, a predicted model, not a curated record